Messenger RNA from Komagataella phaffii GS115, 1512 nucleotides. Its product is annotated as Nuclear architecture related protein. Gene Ontology annotation, biological process: iron-sulfur cluster assembly. Gene Ontology annotation, cellular component: cytosolic [4Fe-4S] assembly targeting complex. The record is from RefSeq and is a predicted model, not a curated record. Bases 1 to 1512 code for a protein of 503 amino acids. The transcript has a single exon. Gene Ontology annotation, molecular function: 4 iron, 4 sulfur cluster binding. NCBI's taxonomy places the organism in Eukaryota, Fungi, Ascomycota, Pichiomycetes, Pichiales, Pichiaceae.
AUGAGUGCUAUUUUGAGAGCAGAUGACUUGAAUGACUUCAUCAUGCCUGGUGUCGCUUGCAUAAAACCUGUUGAAAGCGGCAAGAAAGGAAGUGGGGAAGACUUAGAGAUUCAGAUAGAUUCUGAAGGAAAUGCUUUGGAAGUGACGAAAGAGGGCCACGAGAGGAAACUGGACAAGGCACAAAUUUCACUAAGUGACUGUCUAGCGUGUUCUGGUUGUAUAACCUCAGCGGAAGAGGUGUUGAUAGCCCAACAUUCUCACAAGGAACUACUCAAUGCAUUGGAAACUGAUGGCAAUCGCAAAGUCUUUGUGGCAAGCAUAUCUCAUCAAACGAGAGCAUCUCUAGCAUCUGCGUUUGACGUACAAAUUGAGGCUAUGGAUAAGGUUUUGAUUUACUUACUCAAGAACGUCAUGAAGUUCAAGUAUGUCAUAGGCACAGAAACCGGAAGGCGACUAUCCCAUAUAUUCACAACGUUAGACCUUCAAAAUAGGUCACCUCACUCAGAAAAACCUUUGAUAAACAGCACUUGUCCUGGAUGGGUACUAUAUGCGGAGAAAACUCAUCCGUUUAUACUUCCAAGAAUAUCUACCAUCAAAUCUACUCAACAAAUCACGGGUCAUUUACUCAAGAACAUAGUUUCAAAAGAUCUAGGGAUUGAAAAAAGUCAAAUAUACCAUUUAUCCGUCAUGCCUUGUUUUGACAAGAAGUUGGAAGCGGCAAGAGAUUCUGAUGUUCCUGAUGUUGAUUGCGUCAUUACUGCAAGGGAACUAGUGCAAGUGAUUGAAGAACUGAACAUUGAUUUACAAACUAUUUUAAAAGAAAGUGUAUUAGACAAUACCGAUAUUUAUUCUGUAUAUAGGAGCUCAAGUCCUCCCGGCUGGUACCAACCAGAACAAUCAUGGCUUAAUAACAAAGGAUCCGCCUCAGGUGGAUAUGCCAUGCAAUAUCUACUAGACGUUCAGCAGAGACACGCUGAUUCUGAAAUUAUAACAAUAGAGGGAAGAAAUUCAGAUAUUUAUGAGCAUCGAUUAGUUUUACGAGACGGCCAAGUAGUAGCGUCAAGUGCGGUAGUCAAUGGGUUCAGAAAUAUUCAAAACCUGAUAAGAAAGCUUAAACCAAACCAUAAAGCCACGGGAGGAGGAAUUAGUGCAAGAAGAAGAAGCAGAAAGCUGAAAGAAGACCAGACUGGGGAUCAAGGCCAGUCGAAUGCGGUGGUAGAUCCUUCCAAAUGUGACUACGUUGAAAUCAUGGCGUGUCCUGGGGGGUGUAUCAAUGGAGGGGGACAGAUUGCGGCCCCUGCUGACCAGAAUUCGAAAGACUGGAUUAAUAAAGCCACAACUAAGUACUAUAACGUUCCAGACACUGAAUACUCUGACAUCCAACUUUACGAUUGGGUGAAACAAACAGUUUUAUCGUACGACAUCGAAAUGGAUAGACUUAUCCAUACCACAUUCAAGCAGAUUGAACGACCCACAGAUACCACUUCCAUAGCCCUCGGAUCGACUUGGUGA